AUGUCAUUGGCCGUACGUGAUGCGCUGGAGCUUCCUGACUCCGACAGAGUCUUUUUGGAGCCUCAUUUACCUCCACAAGAUAGCCCACAUGAUGUUCCAGCUCUCCAAUCUGAUAUGCCCUUCACGACAUUGACUUUCGCAACAUCACUGGACUCAUCUCUCGCCUUAUCGCCCGGUGCACGAACUGUGCUGUCCGGCCCGCAGUCCAAAGCCAUGACUCACUAUCUUCGCUCCCGCCAUGAUGGCAUUCUCAUCGGCGUCGGAACAGCAGUGGCAGAUGACCCUGGCCUUAAUUGUCGCAUUUCCGGGGUCGGUGGCUAUGGCAAAGACGGUCUGGAUGGUCAACCACGUCCCGUUGUAAUUGACUCCACAGCUCGAUGGGAUUUUACCGAGGAUAGCAAACUUUUCCAAUUGUGCAGACAGGGACGUGGUCGAGCACCUUGGAUUGUGACGGCACUUGCAGAACCUCCAGCUGAGAAGAAAGCACUGCUGGAGAAAUACGGUGGUAAAUUCAUUUCAUUGCAGAUGAGCAUUGCGGCCAAUGGGAAACAUAUUAUCGAUUGGAAAGUUCUGCUCGUUUCGCUCCGAGCUAAUGGUCUUCAAAGUGUCAUGAUUGAAGGAGGCGGCCAGGUCAUCAACUCUCUGCUCGCACCCGCAUCGAUGUCUUUGAUUGAUAGUGUUAUUGUGACUAUUGCACCCACAUGGCUAGGCCGCGGUGGUGUUGUGGUUUCUCCCGACAGACGUUUUGAUGAAGAAGGAAAUGCCAUGUCCGCUGCGAGGUUGAAAAACGUCAAGUGGUACCCAUUCGGAGAGGAUGUGGUUCUAUGUGGCCAGAUCAAAAAUUGA
Messenger RNA from Penicillium longicatenatum, 846 nucleotides. RefSeq names its product RibD family protein. Bases 1 to 846 code for a protein of 281 amino acids. The record is from RefSeq and is a predicted model, not a curated record. The transcript has a single exon. Gene Ontology annotation, biological process: riboflavin biosynthetic process. Gene Ontology annotation, molecular function: 5-amino-6-(5-phosphoribosylamino)uracil reductase activity. Lineage: Eukaryota; Fungi; Ascomycota; Eurotiomycetes; Eurotiales; Aspergillaceae.